Acaromyces ingoldii is the source of this 650-nucleotide messenger RNA. RefSeq lists its product as hypothetical. The record is from RefSeq and is a predicted model, not a curated record. NCBI's taxonomy places the organism in Eukaryota, Fungi, Basidiomycota, Exobasidiomycetes, Exobasidiales, Cryptobasidiaceae. Bases 118 to 492 code for a protein of 124 amino acids. The transcript is spliced from 3 exons.
CUUAGAGCUUCUUGCAUAGGCCACUUCCACCCAGCGUGACUUUCAACCAGACGCGCAUAGACACGGUCCGCUUUCUUUCUUUCGUUGUGUGAACUCGUGAGCAAAGAGAGCAGAAUCAUGUCGGAUCAAGAGCAGUGUACCGUUCUGUACAAGAUUCUCACGCCGGCCGAGAGACAGUCUCUGCCCGACGGACAAUGGAAGGGAUCAGAGCUUGACCUCAAAGAUGGUUUCAUUCACCUGAGCACAUCGACGCAGAUCCCUGAGACGCUCAAGCUCUUCUUCAGCGCUGAGUCCGGCGCCGGCAAUGAACUUUAUAUUGCUGCUCUGCCUCGGAAGUUUAUCGACGAGUCUGUGCUUCGCUUCGAACCUGCAGGGAGCGGAUGUGGUCACAUCUACGGAACCGUCGAUGCCGGCAAGGACUUUGUCGACAUCAGGAAGAUUACAAGAAGCGGACCGCAAGGGACCUUCGAGCUCGGAAACCUCACUUUCUAAUAAUCAUAGAGCCUCGUACCCCUCAUUACCGCUUGUAUGCCAUACACCAUCCAUUGACUCCGUCAGACUGAGUGAUCGUUGACAGAAGGCCACUGUCAUCACUGAUGGGCUGCAAGUGGUGGAGGACGGAGGAUCACGUGUGCUUAGUCAGCCAUUGC